Oryzias latipes (Japanese medaka) is the source of this 1498-nucleotide messenger RNA. RefSeq names its product annexin A14 (gene anxa14). NCBI's taxonomy places the organism in Eukaryota, Metazoa, Chordata, Actinopteri, Beloniformes, Adrianichthyidae. The record is from RefSeq and is a predicted model, not a curated record. Gene Ontology annotation, cellular component: nucleus; vesicle membrane; cytoplasm. Gene Ontology annotation, molecular function: phosphatidylserine binding; calcium-dependent phospholipid binding; calcium ion binding.
GAGGCGGGCGUGUCUGGAGCAGGUGUGUAGAAGCUGCAGUGUUUAGAAGAGUUUCUAAAAGAGAGACUAUAAGAGCUUUGGGGAUUUCAUCAAGACUCUGAGCCAUGAAGCCACUUCACUACUCCUCAGAUGACAUGUGGUGGGGGACCCUCGGAACCGUCCGACCCUUCUCCAACUUCCACCCCGACCAAGACGCGAUGGAGAUCCAGGCAGCUCUGGACUGUAAAGACGCAGGAACGCUGGUGAACCUUCUGACCAACCGAAACAACGCCCAGAGGCAAGUCAUCGCCGUGGAAUACAAGAAGAUGACAAACAAGGACCUGAUUGCAUGCCUGAAGAAGGCUUUGUCAGGAGACUUGGAGAAUCUCCUGCUGCAGCUGCUGAUGCUGCCAGAGCAUUUUGACGCUCAACGUCUGCAGGACGCCAUGGUGGGUCUGGGAACGGAUGAGGAAACGCUUAUGGAGAUUUUGAGUACUCGAUCAAAAGAGCAGCUUCAACAAAUCAAUAACGCCUUCCAACAACGGUUUAAGAAAGAUCUGGAGAAGGAGCUGAGAGGAGAAACCAGUGGGGACUUUGCUAAGCUGGUUGUGGCUCUGCUGAAGAAAGGUGACUCCCCUGCUGUGGUCCAGAGAGAUGUUGAGGCUCUCGCUGCGUCUCUAGAUGGUAAAAAGGCCAACGCAGCGCCGUGGAUUGAGAUCAUGACCUCGAGAAGCUCGGCACACCUGGAGAACGUGCUGAUAGGACUGGAGCUGCAGCUCGGACAGGCGCUGGAGCAGAUGUUGGACAAACGUUUCAGUGGAGACUUUCAGAUGGGUUUGAAGGUUUUAGUUCAAUGCAUCCAGAGUCCGGAGGUCUACCUCGCCAAGAGGCUGAGCACCAUGAAGACAUCACUGGUACACGGGAUCAUGGUGUCUCACAGUGAGGAGGACCUGCUGUGCAUCCGAGCCGCCUUCCUGAAGCUGACGGGGAACUCUCUGUACUCGACUCUGCAGAAACAAUUCAAAGGGGAGCAUCAGCAGGCUUUGCUGGGCAUCUGCAGAUCAGAAGACUGAACCUGGACGGGUUUGCUGGAUUCUUCCUUCCGAGCGGCACUUCACUCUGACACUGCAGGGCUGUCCUUGAGUUUUAAUGUCACCUCUAAGAUUUCUGAUUUCUGCAGACUCAUGCAACAAGUAGCCGAGUCAUUCCCAAGAAAAAUCCAUCAGUUAAAAUGUUUUCAUUACAUGUUUGUACUUUUAAAACUUAAUUUAAUCCAUCACAUCUGUAAACUAAUCAGAAAAUAAAAGAUGGACUUUAUAAAGAACAUAGAAAAAAAUCAUUAAUUUGAUAUGUCCACUUUUUCCAAACAACAAAAACCUUUAGUUUGCCAUUAUAUAACAAUUUUUUAAUUUAAAUGAAAAAAAAUGUAAAUUGUAACUUUAAAAUAAAACUUUUUAAAAAACGUUAUAGAUUAUUGUAGCAAAACAUCUUAUUAACAAUUCUUUAUUGCACCCAAAAA